AUGAUUCAUUCAAAAGAUCCAUCUUUGGAUUUUAUCGAGAUUCAAUUUUCUUUGCACUUUCAACAUUGUCUUGUUCCAAGGUGCGAGCUUGAGAUUGUGAUGAGGGUGAAGAAGUUGCUUAUGGUGUCGCUGAAUGGUACUCUUCAUGUGCAUGCUUUGAGGUUGAUGAGAAGAGAAUUGGGUCUUCCUUGUGAUUUUAGAGACUACAUUCUUGGGAUAUAUAGUUAUGUGUUUAGGUUGGUUGAUUUGGAGAUUGUGGCUUUGGUUGAUUGGGAUGAUGAAUUGGGAAAGGCUCGUGUUGAAGAAUAG
Vicia faba (fava bean) is the source of this 309-nucleotide messenger RNA. The record is from the annotation of a GenBank genome assembly. Lineage: Eukaryota; Viridiplantae; Streptophyta; Magnoliopsida; Fabales; Fabaceae.